AUGGACUCCUUGACUGAUGAACAACGGGAGUACCUUGCCACACUGAAUCGUCGUGGCCCGGCUAGGCUGCGUGGCGCCAGUCGCUCUCGCAGCCGCGACCGCCGUGCCAUUGCUUCUUCGGCCGAUGAGCGCUCUCGCCCUUGGCGUGCACCGAGUCCAAUGCUGGUUCAAGGACCACCUCCUCUUGCGGAACAGGUGCGGCUCAUACAGAGCAGUAUUGAGAUGAUUGAGCGCCGCCUGACCAACCUUAACAUUGGUCAAACGCAGCUGCUCAUGGUGCUUGGACACCACCCAGACUUUGGGGUUCCGUUCGGGGCCAUCGCUGAGUUUGUUGACACCAUGAAGGCCACCGUUCAGGACAUCAAGGCGUCGAUUGAGGAUCUUCGCGCUAAUUCUGCAGAGCAGUGCAUGCUUCUUAGCAGCCGCCUUGACCGCCUCGAGGAACUGGUUCAGGCUCGCACAUCGGGGCCCAUGGUGAACUUCCGCCGCCGAUGGAGUUUGCAGGAGCAUUCACCUCUGCUUUCGGAAGAUGCCAGUCUGGCUGACAGCGACCACGGCCUAGAUCCGGCCCCCGAACGCAGCUCGGGCUCCGAUGGAUGGGAACGUGUGGGAUCUGCACUGCCUCAGGACCCUGGUCCGGUCCUGAGUUCCGAAGUUCAGCGAGCCGUGGUGUAUCAACGUGAUGUGUCCCUGCCGAAGCUUCCCUACGAACAUGGCAUUUGGGGCCUCGUCUUUGGGUCUCCUGCAUCCCUGCCCACCACCCGUUUCCCUGCACCAGUUGGUCCACGGCCUCAACCGAUCCCCACCCCUCCCGACCCGUCCACGAAUUCCCUAGAGCUCUCUUCUGCCGCAGCUCCCCCAGACAUCAGCCUGGCCCGGAUCAAAGCUGCCACUUUUCGUGUCACUGAUGCGGCCCUUCGUGACCGUUGCUUGGUGCAGCUCAAGACUCUUUUGCUUCUUGACCCGUCGGCCACCAAGACCGGUAUUCAGAUGACUACGUGCUUCGGCAAAAUUUUGGAACCUGACCGAGCCCUCUUGGUUCUUCAGGACACGUUGCGGCCCAAGGCCACCGGCACCAUCAGCAAACGCACAGGCUCUCUCUGGCGCUUGGCUCACUACCUGGCCUCCGUGGACGGCCGCAGCCCCUUCAUGGUUUCGGAGCCCCUUCUCUAUGAGUAUCUCUGCUCACUUCGUGAAGCUGACAGUGGUGCUACUUCCGGCGCCUCCGCUUUGGAGGCCUUGCGCUUCGCUGACGGUUUGUUUCGCUUCCAGCGGAUCUCUCUGCGUGAGGUGGACAGCGCCCGCAUUCGUGGUGUGGCGCAUGCCAUGUAUGUUCGCAAACAAAAGCGCAAGCAAGCCCCUGCCUUGACUGUUCGUGCCAUCCGCUUCCUGAUGGCAUGGUGCUGCGACCCGUCCCGGCCUCUGCAUACGCGCAUUAUCUCUGGCCACCUUCUUGCGUGCAUCUUUGCAGUCGCGCGUUGGUCUGACUUGCGCUUCCUUGCCUUCUUCCGGGUGCUCUCUGACGACGAGUUCAGCAUCUUCGAGUCCGCGACUUCCCAGCACAAGACCGCACACUCCAAGGAGGCCCAGGUCGAGCUCCUUCCAUUCAUUGGCUUAGGUCAGUGGCCGGGCUGUGAGUCAUGGGCUGCGUGUCUUGCGACUCUUCGAGCCGAGUCCGACCUCUCGCAGGGCCUGCCAUCCUGGAACGAACGCGAGCAGAAGUGGGCUCUCGGUGAUCCCAUGACUACUUCCGAGGCCACUGGAUGGUUGCGGGAGAUCCUCUCUCAUGAGCUUGACCCCACCGAUGUGCGGGCACUUCGUGCCCACUCCUGCAAAACCACCUUGUUGGCCUGGGCUGGCGUGAGCCCUCUCUUCACUCGUGAAGAACGCACAUUGCUUGGACAUCACAUUGAGGCUUCUACUCGGUCGGCAACUACAUACGACCGCCAGGCCAUCAUUCGUCUUCAGGCCAAGGUUUGGCACUUGCUGAUUUCCAUCGACUCCGGCGAGUUGAGUCCUGAUGCUGACGCUCUUGGCCGACUGCGUUCCAUGGUGCAGGUGCAUGCGCCCCGUCCAGCUUCUGCUCAGACCUCCGAGGAGCCUGCAUCUAGCUCUUCUUCCGAUGAUGAACCCGCCGGUCUUCCUGCACCGCUACAUCGAGAUCGAGUUCCCCUGCCGGCCGCCGCCUACGAGUACGCCUGGCUUGUGCACUCUGUGAGCGGUAUUGUCCAUGUGCAGUCUCCCCACUCACCUGAGCGUCUGAUGUGCGGCCGCUCCAUUUCUUGCAAUUUUGAGUGUGUUUCGCCGGCUGACCUUGAUGUUGAGCAGACUGCAUUUUGUGGCCAGUGCAGCUCGCUGCCUAUAGAGCUCGGAUUGGCCGCAACCUUUGUGCAAGAGCUGCAUACCGGGGGCAUCGACACGUAUGCCUCUCUUGCCUUCUGUCAGCCACACCAGGCUAACAGUGGAAUCGACGAUGUUGCACUUAUGCGUCAUGUGGGCUCGCUCGUCUCUUCAGCUCUCUCGGCUCACCAGACCACUGCCCUGCGCCGCCUUGCGUUUGAGGCGCAGGCUCUGGCUCUUCAAGAUCUGCGCAGCAAGCUUGAACGCACCUCAGAUUCCGAGCCGAAAGUUCUUCCCUUACAGGAGAAACUCGAGCGCAGCUCUCGCCUACAGAAUCGGCUCGUCGGGGUCACCUUCACAGAUCACAAUCAGCCUGCGCAUGCCCUGGUGGACAAGGCAUCUCAGCAGUUCGAUGAGGGCGUCCUUCAAUACCUGCAGCUCAACAAGUGCAUCAGCCGUUACCAAGAGGCCCUUGCUGAACGCUCUUCCGCUUCUCUGCGCUUCGGCUCGGAUGGUGCCAUCAAGGUGUCGCGGGAGUCCGCGGGUGGUGAGUGCGAUAUCUCCACUGCCCACCUCCUUCGUGCCGCUUUUCAGCGGCGGGCCAUGGCUUACGACAUCGCGGGUGUUGCCACCUACGAGGCUCUGGAUGCCUGGGCCCAGAAUCUCUUUGAUCGUCUUUCGACUCCUGUGCCCUCCAGUCGUUACUCUCCUAUUGGCCUCGAGCAAAUUUUGGCAGCUGACAAAGCCCUUUGGGUUCGCUUGUCUCAGCUCAGUCGUGGGCUUCUGGGCCGCAGUGACGCCGCCACCGGUGCCUUGCUGGUUGACAAUUUGAUUCUGGAUUUGAGCAACCACCCCGAGGUCGUCUGGCAUUUCCUCCCGCUGGCGAAUGCUUCUCACACCCCACCUCCCAAGCCUCAUGCUGCACAGGCCGCCCGCAAGCGCAAACGCCAGCGUGCCUCCUCUGCUCCACCUGUGCCUGCUGCGUCACCGGGUCGAACCCCUGCGAAGGGCCCAGGCAAAGGCUCCGGCGCCGGCUCUCGCAUCCAAGUGCCUGAUGGCUGCACCAUUCGUUUUUCCAAGGGCCCCAUUUGCAUGAAGUACAACCUGGGGACCUGCCGCGCUUCUCAUGUGAAGCCUGGCGCUCGUUGCAGCAACGGCUACCACGUGUGCUGGAAAAUCGGUGGAGGCGUGUGGUAUGAGUCCCCCUCCGGCACUUCUCAUCGCCUCUUGGACGGUGUCGUGACGCCUGGUUGUGUGCUUGAUGUGGCCUCCGGGCCCGUCUUCCUUCCUGCUGCCGAGGCGCGUCACCAAACGCUCCCUUGGGAGGGCACUCGCUGCGUUCUGGUUGCCUUCACUUCUCUUGACGCGCACACCCUGUGCCCCGCCGAUCUCGACACUCUAAGUCGCGCCGGCUUCUCUUGUGGCGCACCUGGCAUGCCAAACGCUCUGCCUCCUGUCCCGCAAACCAGCCUGCGACCCAUGGCGGUCGAACUUUGCGCCGGCUCGGCCUCCCUGUCGGCCGCUCUUCGCGCUGCUGGCUUCGCCACCUUGGCGGUCGACCACCACUGGAAUACGCAUCCUCCGCAGCACUCCAUCUGCCAGCUGGAUCUCAGCUGCCCCCAGCAACAGGCUCUCUUGCUCCGAUGGAUGCGCACACAGCCGCUUGCACAUGUGCCAAUGCCGUAUUCUGGUUCGCUUUUGGACGUCCUGGAGCUUGCCGCCAGCAUGGGUGCCACCGUCAGCCUCGAGAACCCUUCUCGAUCCUGGCUAUGGUCAGCGCUACGUGCCAUGGCCGAGGAAUCCCAGCGUGUGCAUCUCCUCGCCCAGCUCGAAGAAUGCAUCUUUGACUCUUGCAUGCACGGCGGCCGCCGCAAGAAGAGCACCAAGAUCUUAGGAUCCCCCGGCCUUUUCAGCAGCCUCCGGGCCUCUUGCGACUCCUCACACACCCAUGCGCCGUGGACCGUUGACCCGACUGCCAGCGGGCCGCGCUUCGCCACUGCCGAGGAAGCGCAGUACCCUCGCUUGCUUUGUUUGCGCAUGGCGCAGGCUCUAGCCGCGCGUCACCAGCUCCCCGAGCCUGUGCCUACUGCUUCCGCCAGUCUAUCUCAGAGCGUCCGCCGCGGCUCUCGCCCGCUCAUCCCCGAGUUCUACGAGUGUGCCCGGGUGCCUGCCGCCUCCCUCUGCAGCCCCACGAAUCCUGGCCAAGUUCUCCCAACGGUGCUGAAAGAUGCCGUGGACACGGUGUUGACAACCGACCCGGUCGACACAGCAAAACGGCGUCUGCAGGCUGUGAUAACCAUCAAGCAGCUAGCCAAAGAGCUUGAGGGGAAAGAAGACGAGUUCAAAUCGUCCCUGGACCCAGACGUGGCAAGCAUCCUCAGUCCCAAGAAACUUUGCAUUCCUCUUGUUGGGACGCAUGGGCGUGAAGCCAUGAUUCAGUCUCGUAAGAUCCCCAGUGACCAGCAUCAGAACGACCUUGUCUCGGCCUCCAUGGAAGAGGUCAGCAGGGGCGAUCUGAAAGGCCCCCUCACGGAGAGCGAUGCCCACCAGCACUUCGGCCUGCACUUGGGGCACUGUGACGGGAACCCGGUACACCAUCUCGUGGCCUCGUCAGAGUGGGAAGGAGGCACGCUUGACUUGGCCCGAGCAUACAAGCAAGUACCGAUUGACCCAGCCUCGAGGCCCUUCUGUGUCGUGGGCUUCCCGACCUCGGAAGGGUGGCAGUACUACAGGUCGGACGUGCUUCCAUUCGGCUCCAACGCCUCGGUGUACGCAUUCCUGAGGAUCUCACGUGCGUUGCACCAUGUGUUGGUCAAGUUCCUCGCCGCACUUACCACGGUAUUCUACGACGACUUUCCCAUCAUAGAACCGGCCAUGGGAGCUCCGGUCCUGAAAUCUGCGGUAUCGGCCGUCCUCGACUGCUUGGGAUGGGCCCAUUCCAAAGACGGCGACAAAGCCCUGCAAUUCGCCGGCUCGUUCGUCGCCCUCGGGGUCUUGGUCGAUCUGAGGGGAAUUCGGUCCGCCAAAUUCCGCCUAUCGAACAAGCCAGGCAGAAUCGACAGGCUAGUCGAGAUGAUCCAGCAGUUCAGCGACGAGGGGCGCGUCGACUCCGGACGGCUCUCGAUUCUGCAAGGUCACUUGAACUUCGCCGCCGGGUUCUACAUGGCCAAGGGACUACGCUUCCUGUCCAAGGAAUUUGCCAAGUUGCUGGAUGGGCGUCGUUCCACAUCCGAGAUCAGAGCUCUGUGCAGGCUUGCCAUAGCUCUUCUUCGGGGGACUCCUGAGCGCGAGUUUGACUUGGCCGUCACUGGGCAGCCUGUCAUCAUUUUCACUGACGGGUCCUGGGAAGGGGGCAGGGCAGGCGCCGGCGGAGUCGUUUUCGACCCAGCCACAGAAGCCACCCAAGUCUUCGAACUGGAAGUUCCGGGUGAGCUCCUUGCGGCAUGGCAACAGCAGGUGGGCACUCAGCUCAUCUGCCAGAUCGAAGCUUACGCUGCAAUAUCUGCUAGAUACCUCCUCCGACAUGUCAUCCGAGAUCGCCUCGCGGUCAUGUGGAUCGACAACGAAGCAUCGAGGGUAGCUCUCUCCAAGGGGACCGCGGACUCCGAGUCUCUGAGAGCCAUGGCCAGGGUCAUGCAGUCCAUCGAGAUCUCUCACCCUUCGGUGCUAUGGUACGAGAGGGUUUGCUCCUUCAGCAACCCUGCGGACAUGCCGUCCAGGGGGGAUGCAGAGGCUGCAGCCCGCCUCUUCGGUGGCAGAGUCGUUGACCUCGGCUCAGAUGGACCUGUCAGGGACGCGAUCCUCCUUGCUGUAAGAGAUCCCUACGCCGACCUGGUGGUGUAG
Molecule: messenger RNA, 6183 nt
Organism: Symbiodinium sp. CCMP2592
Lineage: Eukaryota; Dinophyceae; Suessiales; Symbiodiniaceae
Source: the annotation of a GenBank genome assembly